Meleagris gallopavo (turkey) is the source of this 2875-nucleotide messenger RNA. Lineage: Eukaryota; Metazoa; Chordata; Aves; Galliformes; Phasianidae. The record is from RefSeq and is a predicted model, not a curated record.
AUGCCUUUAUAAAGCCAUCGCUGGUGACCUUGAGGUGGUGUAUAUAAAGUCUGGACCAGGCAGAGCGGUGACACCUUGUGUGUGCUUUGCAGGACCGGGUCCUUUUCUUCCUCCUCCUAGAGCUGUACUACCUUGAAACUUUGCCAAGAUGAUGGACAUGACGGAAUUCGGGGAGGCUGCUCCCUUUCUCCGAAAGAGCGAGAAGGAGCUGAUGAUGUUACAAACUGUUGCCUUCGAUGGGAAAAAAAAAUGUUGGGUACCUGAUGAGAAGAAAGCUUAUGUUGAAGCUGAAAUUACAGAAAGCAGCGGUGGCAAAGUGACUGUUGAGACAACAGAUGGACGGACCAUGACUAUAAAAGAAGAUGACGUGCAGUCAAUGAACCCUCCCAAAUUUGACAUGAUUGAGGACAUGGCUAUGCUGACCCAUCUGAAUGAGGCGUCUGUGUUGUACAACCUGAGGAAGCGCUACAGCAACUGGAUGAUUUAUACCUACUCUGGCUUGUUCUGCGUGACUAUAAACCCCUACAAGUGGCUGCCUGUCUACAAGUCGGAGGUUGUUGCUGCCUACAAAGGCAAGAGGCGCUCAGAAGCCCCUCCUCACAUCUUCUCCAUUGCUGAUAACGCAUACCAUGACAUGCUGCGUAAUCGGGAAAAUCAGUCUAUGCUGAUCACCGGAGAAUCUGGUGCUGGCAAGACGGUCAACACAAAAAGGGUCAUCCAGUACUUUGCCACAGUGGCAGCCCUGGGUGAACCUGGUAAAAAAAGUCAACCUGCUACCAAAACUGGGGGAACCUUGGAAGAUCAAAUCAUUCAAGCAAACCCAGCCCUAGAAGCUUUUGGAAACGCCAAAACCCUGAGAAAUGACAACUCCUCACGUUUUGGUAAAUUUAUUCGAAUCCAUUUUGGAACCACGGGCAAGCUGUCAUCUGCUGAUAUUGAGAUCUAUUUACUGGAGAAAUCCCGAGUGAUUUUUCAGCAACCGGGUGAGAGAGACUAUCACAUCUUCUACCAGAUCUUAUCAGGAAAGAAGCCAGAGUUACUGGAUAUGCUAUUGGUCUCCACCAACCCAUAUGACUACCACUUUUGCUCCCAAGGAGUAGUUACAGUGGACAACUUGGAUGACGGAGAAGAAUUGAUGGCAACAGAUCAAGCCAUGGACAUUUUGGGAUUUGUGCAAGAUGAGAAGUCUGGUGCCUACAAGCUCACAGGUGCCAUUAUGCACUUUGGGAACAUGAAAUUCAAACAGCGACCCAGAGAAGAGCAGGCAGAGGCUGAUGGCACUGAAAGUGCUGACAAAGCUGCCUACCUAAUGGGAAUCAACUCCUCUGAUUUGGUUAAGGGUUUAUUACACCCUAGAGUGAAAGUUGGCAAUGAGUAUGUGACCAAAGGUCAAAGUGUUGAACAGGUUUUGUACGCUGUUGGGGCCUUAUCCAAGGCAGUGUAUGAUCGAAUGUUCAAGUGGCUGGUGGUCCGUAUCAACAAAACAUUGGACACUAAGCUGCCAAGACAGUUCUUCAUUGGAGUCCUGGACAUUGCUGGCUUCGAAAUCUUUGAUUUCAACAGCUUUGAGCAACUCUGCAUCAAUUACACUAAUGAGAAACUGCAACAGUUUUUCAAUCAUCACAUGUUUGUCCUUGAGCAAGAAGAAUACAAAAAAGAAGGCAUUGAAUGGAUAUUUAUUGAUUUUGGCAUGGACCUGCAGGCCUGUAUUGAUCUAAUUGAGAAGCCAUUGGGAAUCCUGUCUAUCCUUGAAGAAGAAUGUAUGUUCCCAAAAGCUACAGAUAUGACGUUCAAAGCCAAACUUUAUGACAAUCAUCUUGGCAAGUCACCUAACUUCCAGAAGCCCAGGCCUGAUAAGAAAAGGAAAUAUGAAGCUCACUUUGAACUUAUUCAUUAUGCUGGCUCAGUUCCCUAUAACAUCAUUGGGUGGCUGGAGAAGAACAAAGACCCGCUUAAUGAAACUGUAGUAGGUAUUUUCCAAAAGUCAUCCAAUAAGCUCCUGGCAAGCCUGUUUGAAAGCUAUGUUGGUGCUGACAGUGCUGACCAGGGUGGAGAAAAGAAACGCAAGAAAGGUGCUUCUUUUCAAACAGUGUCCUCAUUACACAAGGAAAAUUUAAAUAAACUAAUGACUAACCUAAGAUCUACAGCCCCUCACUUUGUACGAUGCAUUAUUCCCAACGAAUCAAAAACACCAGGUGCAAUGGAUGCUUUUCUUGUCUUGCAUCAGCUCCGCUGUAAUGGCGUCCUGGAAGGCAUCCGCAUUUGCCGUAAGGGUUUCCCAAACAGGGUGCUUUAUGCUGACUUUAAACAAAGGUACCGCAUUCUGAAUCCAGGUGCAAUACCAGAAGAUAAGUUUGUGGAUAGCAGAAAAGCUGCCGAAAAACUACUGGCAUCUUUAGAUAUUGACCAUAACCAAUAUCGUUUCGGGCAUACUAAGGUGUUCUUCAAGGCUGGUCUGUUGGGUCACCUAGAAGAAAUGAGAGAUGAGAGACUUGCAAAGAUCCUAACGAUGAUCCAGGCAAGGGCACGUGGCAGACUGAUGAGGAUUGAGUUCCAGAAGAUAGUGGAGCGCAGGUAUGAAGUCACCCUCUUCAAUCUUAGCGGAUAAUAGUCAUUAGCAUUUAAUUAUAUGUUGAGUAGAGCCAUUAUUACUGUCACUAAGGCUCUAACUAAUCCUAAAUUAAAGGUUUAACAUGCAUGUCUGAUAAAACUAAUAGCAACUGUUUCUUGGUUACCUGAAAAUGGGAUUUGGAAAUUUUUCAUGUCCCUGAAAAUUAAGAGUUACAGAAAACAUUUCCUGCAUGUGUUGGAACCAAGAACAAGUUCCCAAUAUAACCAGGGAGCAGAGUUGUAAAAGUGAUUGAGAAUGAAAAAA